AGCCCUAACUUUUGUGUGUUGCAAAUAUAAAAGGAAAGCCAUGUGACAGAGGGACAGAAGAACAAAAGCAUUUGGAAGUAACAGGACCUCUUUCUAGCUCUCAGAAAAGUCUGAGAAGAAACGAGCCCUGCAUUUUCCCCAAGUUUGUUCCAGAGAAGCAUACUAUUGGACAAGAUAUAUAAGGCAUCCAACCAAAUUCAUGUUGAAAUCUGGGCAAUAGAUUGUCUUCAAUCAUUCAAUCAAUAAACAUCUAUUAAGCACCUACUAUAUAAUCAGCACUGCUGUGCAGGGGUUGCCGUGAAGUAUUACAAGCAGCAAACCUUUUUGCCUUCUCCCAGUGCCAAGGAACACAGUAUCCAAAAGACAAUGACAACCGAGAGGCCUCGACCAGAUUUUGCAUUUUGCCUGAAAAGAACUAGGUCCUGAGAUUUGAAGGUGUUUUUUUUUUCCCUUGUAAUACUCUACCUCCCUCUGCUGUUAUUACCGGGAAUUUUUUAUUUUAUUUUAUUUUUUUUCCAACAAUGAGAAAUCAUGUAUUAGCAGCAUCAAUUUCAAUGCUCUCCCUGCUGGCAAUCAUGGGAGAUACAGACAGCAAAACGGACAGUGCCUUCAUGAUGGACUCUGACCCUGGGCGCUGCAUGAGGCAUCAUUAUGUGGAUUCUAUCAGUCACCCUUUGUACAAAUGCAGCUCAAAGAUGGUGCUGUUGGCAAGGUGUGAGGGGCACUGCAGUCAGCCCUCCCGCUCAGAGCCUCUGGUCUCCUUCAGCACGGUCCUGAAACAGCCCUUCCGCUCUACCUGUCACUGCUGCCGACCCCAGACCUCCAAACUGAAGGCCCUGAGGCUUCGAUGCUCCGGGGGAAUGAGACUCACAGCCACCUAUCGGUACAUCCUCUCCUGCCACUGUGAAGAGUGCAGCUCCUAAGGCUUGCCUACGGGAGGUGCUGUAGGACUGGCUGUUGUGGUGGCUGCAGCUGUGGGGUCCUGGAAGCCCAAAGGACAGGCGGCUGCAUGACCCAGCAGGAAAACUUCUCCCAGUUAAGGCACUGGGAAUAGAAAGGGAAUAGACAGAGGCAGGAAAGAAGUAACACUUUCUGAACUGGACGAUUCGUGUUCUACUAACAGACAUUAUGAUUUGUUCAUAAAAAGGAAAACACUGGGGAUUGGGUUUGGUAUCUUUCUGGUUUCCUUCUCCCUCCCCCUACUCUACCUCCCCUUGGACCAAGUUCUUUCAGUAGUUUUUGAGAUUCCUCUUUUCUCCAUUUACUCUGAAUGCUAUCCACCCCUGAGCACCAGUGGGGAAAAGAAGACAGGCAAUAAGCUGUCAGUCAUCAGAGAUGCCAUGGAAGAAAUGACAUUGGGCAGAAGAAGACCCAAGCCUUGUCCAUGGAGUCUUCUUAGACUGUUGAGCUUUCAUCUCCAUGUUACAUUGAUUUUGAUUACGUUUGCUGCUGCUGCUGCUAAAAGUUGUCACUUGUCUAUUCCAAACACCAAGUAUGUGGACAUGCUUGCCCAAGUUUAGCUGGCAUUAAAAAUAAUUAACAAGAAAACUCAGGCUCUGUUUUGGGAUGCUGGAAUGUCUAGACCCUGUCAACUACCCGCCUCAUUUAGGAAUGGCUUAGGGCAAAUACAAUGAUAUCUAUUUGGGCAUUUACUUGUAGGAUAUCUAAAUUAAUUAUGGCUGUCAUCAGUCAAAUGAGCAUAAGGGCAGAAUUUCAAAGACCUGUACAGAUGCAUGUGGAAUAGUUAUAUUCAUGUAUACAAAUGCUACGACUUCAGAUAUCGACCAAUAUGUAUAUGCACUAUGGCUUAAGCAGCUGUAUUUGUAUGUUCUUCUAAUCUCCCCUUUGUCUAUAUGAGACUUAGUUCUCUACCAGGUGCCAAACUGAUGGCCUAACUCAGUUAUUAUUUCAGCUUAUAAACACGACCCACAGAUGCUUUUGUUCCUUGAGGCAAUUAUUACAGCCAGUUGGGGCUGCUAUCAAAUCUGUUAAAUCAGAAAUCCUUGAUUUUAAGGAAAAAUAAACUCUCUUAGGAUUAAUAACUGGAAAAAAAACCUUGUUAUAUAUAAUCUUGUCCAAACACCUUAUUUUACAGAUGAAGAAGCUGAGGUCCAGACUCGCUAAGUGAUUUACCCAAAGCUAUCCAGUCAGUGACUAUCUAAA
Molecule: messenger RNA, 2163 nt
Organism: Phascolarctos cinereus (koala)
Lineage: Eukaryota; Metazoa; Chordata; Mammalia; Diprotodontia; Phascolarctidae
Gene: NDP
Product: norrin cystine knot growth factor NDP
Biological process (GO): Wnt signaling pathway; Norrin signaling pathway; positive regulation of DNA-templated transcription
Molecular function (GO): cytokine activity; frizzled binding
Source: RefSeq, a predicted model, not a curated record